Molecule: messenger RNA, 639 nt
Organism: Penicillium daleae
Lineage: Eukaryota; Fungi; Ascomycota; Eurotiomycetes; Eurotiales; Aspergillaceae
Exons: 6
Coding region: 1-639 (212 amino acids)
Source: RefSeq, a predicted model, not a curated record
AUGGCCUUCUGCGCAUGCAUGCUUAUACUCAAUUCCUAUGGUGGCGGAUACAAUGCCUGGGAUGUCCCUGAAACCGAGUUUAUUAAGUUCCAAAAAGCCUUCUAUACGACCACGCUUAUUUAUGUUCCUAUGGUUUUUAUUAUCAAGAUCGCCCUUCUAUCAGUUAUGGGGAGGGUUUUUGCUCCCCACCGCCCGUUGGCGUCAUGCUGUGUUAUUAUGUUCCAGAGCUUUUCAUCAAGAUAUUCUUCUGCGACCCCAUCUCGGCAUACUAGCUGGGUACCUCCAGUAGCGCGGAAGGUUAUUAUUGCCAACUCCGUCAUUAGCAUCGCUGGUGACUUAUGGAUAUUAGACUUGCCCGUCCUAAUGAUCUGGUCACGUCAGAUGACCUUAGCCAAGAAAAUGCGAGUCGUCGGGAUUCUUGGUGCUGGAGGACUUGCUACAGGCAACGCCGAAGCGGCAAUUAGCCUUAUCUGUGCCUGCCUGCCUGCGAUGAACUAUUUCUUCACCACAAUGAAAAAUAUGAGAAGCAACACGACGGAAAGGGUCUAUUUAAAAAACAAUGAGCUUGAAAGCUGGCAAACGCAUUCCAGUCGCUCUGUCGCCAAUAAAAGUUCCGAAAGCCUGUUCUUGUCUAGCUAG